AAAUAAACACCAAAAUUUGCCGGAUUUUUCCUCGGAGAUGACCCCGGAGUGGCCGUUCCACGGCCUCGCUGACCCCCUGUGGCCACAGGGAUGACCAGGGCACUGACCCCUGACCCCCCAAACCCCACACUGCCCACACUGACCGCUGUCCCCUGUGGCCGCAGGGAUGACCACGGCACUGACCCCUACCACAGUGGCUACGAGCUGCCCUACAGCGGGGGCGGGGCCGGCCCCACCUACGGCCCCCCCCAGACGCCCUGGGGCCCCCACGAGAUGCAGCACCAGCUCCUGCAGCACCAGCUGCUGCCCAUCCAGGCCAGGCUGGGCACCAUCGCGGAGGUGGACCUGGGCAUGGCCCCCCCGGUGAUGAAGAGCUUCAAGGAGUUCCUGCUGUCUCUGGACGACGCCGUGGACGACGAGACGGAGGCGGUGAAGCGCUACAACGACUACAAGCUGGAUUUCCGCCGGCAGCAGCUGCAGGAAUUCUUCCUGGCGCACAAGGACGAGGAGUGGUUCCGCUCCAAGUACCACCCGGAUGAGGCCGGGAAGCGGCAGCAGGAGGCCCAGGCCGCCCUCAGGAACCGCCUCGGGGUCUUCCUCUACCUCUGGGAGCACGGCUGGUUCGACAACCUGCUCCUGGACAUCGACCGCGCCCCCCAAAUCAUCAAAACCCUCGACGCAGCGGUGAUUAAGAUGGAAGGGGGUACGGAGCACGACCUGCGGAUCCUGGAGCAGGAGGAGGAGGAGGAGCGGACGGAAAAGGCCGAAGGCCCCAAAAAGGAGGAGCCGCGGCCACCGGAGCCCCCUGGGAAAGGCCCCACAGAGCGGCCCAAUGGCGAUGACAGCACCAAGGCCGAAGGGGCGGAGCCAGGGGCGGAGCCUGCAGCGGGGGCGGGGCCAGAUGAAGAGGAGGAGGGCCCAGAGAAGGGGCCCAAGGCUGAGGACGGUGACAAGGAGGGCGGGGCCAAGGUACGUGGACACUCCCCCAAAUGACCACACCCCCCAAAC
Cyanistes caeruleus (blue tit) is the source of this 1008-nucleotide messenger RNA. The record is from RefSeq and is a predicted model, not a curated record. Lineage: Eukaryota; Metazoa; Chordata; Aves; Passeriformes; Paridae.